UCCAAGGCCUAUGAGCAUUUAUUUCCAGAGAAAGAUCGGUUGUAUGGUCCAAUCCACAUGACACCCCACCCCUGGGGGCGCCAUUAAUGUUGGUUGCUGUACUAACCAUCCAACCCAACAACCCCAAAACCAACCCAAUAAGUAACUCUCUACUCUCUUCUACUCCAAACCUCCUCCCUCUCACUCUUUUCACUCUUGUUGUUUCGCUUCCUCCAUUUUCUCCGGCCCAAAAAAUGCCGCACCCGAUUUCGGAGGCCAACGAGCAGAGCCCCUUUGGCGCCUUAACCGCCGAAGAGUUCUACUCCCGCCACUCCGUCUCCCACGGCUCCGACUACCUCACCAACCCCAGAGGCCUCAAGCUCUUCACUCAGUGGUGGACCCCGCUCCCUCCGGCGGAGGUCCUCGGCGUCCUCGCCGUCGUCCACGGCUUCACCGGCGAGACCAGCUGGUUCGUCCAGCUCACCGCCGUCCACUUCGCCAAGGCCGGCUUCGCCGUCUGCGCCAUCGACCACCAGGGCCACGGCUUCUCCGACGGCCUCGUCGCCCACAUCCCCGACGUCAACCCCGUCGUCGACGACUGCAUUUCCUUCUUCGAGUCCUUCCGCGCUCGCCACGCUCCGUCGCUGCCGUCCUUCCUGUACGCCGAGUCCCUCGGCGGCGCGAUCGCGAUUCUCGUCACGCUCCGCCGCGUGGGGAGGCCCUGGGACGGGCUCAUCCUCAACGGCGCCAUGUGCGGGAUCAGCGCCAAGUUCAAGCCGCCGUGGCCGCUCGAGCACCUGCUCUUCCUCGUCGCCGCGGUCAUCCCGACGUGGCGCGUCGUCCCCACGCGCGGGUCGCUGCCGGACGUGUCGUUCAAGGAGGAGUGGAAGCGGAAGCUAGCGCUGUCCAGCCCGAGGAGGCCGCUCGCCAAGCCACGCGCCGCCACGGCUCUUGAGCUGCUCAGAGUCUGCAAGGAGGUGCAGGGGAAGUUCGAGGAGGUGGAGGUGCCGCUGCUGAUCGUCCACGGCGGAGAGGACGUAGUUUGCGACCCCGCGUGCGUGGAGGAGCUCUACAAGCGCGCGUCGAGUAAGGACAAGACCCUCAGGAUCCACCCCGGCAUGUGGCACCAGUUGAUCGGUGAGACCCCGGAGAACGUAGAGUUGGUUUUCGGAGAAAUGGUGGACUGGCUUCGAACCAGAGCCGCACGCGCCGCCGAUAAUGGUGGUGCCUAGUCGGAUUUCCUUGUUAGUCAAGCAUAGACCAAUGGCAGCAUGCCACAUGUCGUGUAGUUUAAAUAAAAGGAAAUGGGACUGUUAUGUAUGAGCUACCAAGAGUCAAUCAGUCAAGUAUAUGUCUCUAUCAAUUUUAAGAUGAUGAUUUUGA
Messenger RNA from Rosa chinensis, 1362 nucleotides. RefSeq names its product caffeoylshikimate esterase. The record is from RefSeq and is a predicted model, not a curated record. NCBI's taxonomy places the organism in Eukaryota, Viridiplantae, Streptophyta, Magnoliopsida, Rosales, Rosaceae. The transcript has a single exon. Gene Ontology annotation, molecular function: lipase activity. The coding region runs from base 87 to 1211 and encodes 374 amino acids. Gene Ontology annotation, cellular component: membrane.